UCGAGUCUCCUGUACCAUGCCAUGCCAUUCCCUCUCUCUUCCUCUUUCAUUUGAAAUCCCCAAAUCCCAAAUUCCAAUCAAUUCCCAAUUUCCCUGAACCCGAUUUCCAAUCGAUCCCAAUGGCAGCCUCAUCCCCACGCGAAGAGAUCGUGUACGUCGCCAAGCUCGCCGAGCAAGCCGAGCGAUACGAGGAGAUGGUUGAGUUCAUGGAGAAGGUCGUCUCCUCCCUCCCUGAAGGCGAAGAGCCCACCGUCGAAGAGCGCAACCUCCUCUCCGUCGCCUACAAGAACGUGAUCGGCGCCCGCCGUGCCUCGUGGCGCAUCGUCUCCUCCAUCGAGCAGAAGGAGGAGAGCCGCGGCAACAGCGACCACGUCGCCACUAUCAAGGAGUACAGGGCUCGGAUCGAGAACGAGCUCUCCAACAUCUGCGGUGGGAUUCUCAAGGUUCUCGAAUCCAAGCUUGUUCCUGCGGCAAACGUUGGAGAGUCCAAGGUGUUUUAUUUGAAGAUGAAGGGAGAUUACCAUAGGUAUUUGGCUGAGUUCAAAACUGGAGACGAGCGCAAGGAGGCCGCUGAGAACACCCUCAAUUCCUAUAAGUCAGCUCAGGAUAUUGCAACCUCUGAGCUGGCCCCAACUCAUCCCAUCCGUUUAGGAUUGGCUUUGAACUUCUCUGUGUUUUACUACGAGAUUCUAAAUUCUCCUGACCGGGCUUGCAGUCUUGCCAAGCAGGCUUUUGAUGAAGCCAUUGCAGAGCUGGAUACACUGGGAGAGGAUUCAUACAAGGAUAGCACUUUGAUAAUGCAACUUCUUCGUGAUAAUCUCACAUUGUGGACUUCGGAUAUGCAGGAUGACGGGACAGAUGAGAUUAAACAAGCACCCAAGCCUCAAGCUGAGGCGCAGCAGUGAAGUUAAUCGUCCUCCGAUUCUUCAUCUGUUCGUGCUUAACCCUUGGCGGUUUGUUAUUCAAAAUAAAACGAGGUAUCUAGUUGUUCUAUUUGCACUUUCGGGCUUGUAUAAUUGUCGGAUGGCAAAUCAACAUAUUUUAGCUAUAACUAUUUACAUCUUGAAGUGUAGUACAAUUAGUCUUAACUCAUGGAGUGUUGAGCCAAAAAUUGAACAAGGCACAAGUUGUGUAUUGUUGAAUAUUCUUAUAAAUUUGAGUAGGUUAAUUCAUGUGUUUGAUAUUUGAUUUUAAAA
This is a messenger RNA of Malus domestica (apple), 1196 nucleotides long. RefSeq names its product 14-3-3-like protein 16R. Gene Ontology annotation, cellular component: cytoplasm. The record is from RefSeq and is a predicted model, not a curated record. Lineage: Eukaryota; Viridiplantae; Streptophyta; Magnoliopsida; Rosales; Rosaceae. Gene Ontology annotation, biological process: intracellular protein localization; signal transduction.